GCCUCGUCCAUACUGACGCACUCAAUUCUUCUUUUCCCAGAUCAAUGAAUUUAACUUGUGGUUCAACGGAGUCUUCGGCGAACAGAAGUCUCUUCCCACGCCGGAGGAUGUUAAGGAGAUUAUUAAGUUUCCUAUACCUCGCCUGAAGAGUGACCUUACCAAACUGUUUUACCCAGAUCUAGAGGACUAUAAUUGCGUGCCGGAGUUAAAAUGGCCAUACCGCUACGGCGUCACGGCAAAAGACUUCAUCUACAACGAGGAAAGCGAAGAGCUCGAAGUACACUGGCCUCGGUUGAAAAAGCCGGUACUGCUAGAACAGUCUAUUGAGAUAUGGUACCGCAGACCGAAUUUCCUGGCAAGGUUUAGUAAUGACCAAUAUAAGUAAUGCUUUAAGCGGCUCACAGGAGCGAUGGCGAAGGAACUAUUCCCAGACUUUGGUCUAUUCGCUAACAUGUGCCGUAGGCAUGGGCCCAUCGUGAAAAACUUGCUGAUUCACGUUCUUUUCUGGUUUAAUACAGAGUUCAAAAUGCCCAAAACCCACAACAAUGAAUUGCAGAGUUCUCUCUCUGACGGAGUACUAUUCCCAAUGCUGACGCGUCCACGGACACCCGAGACUAUUACUCCAUCCUCGCGCCCUGGACUUGAGGACUCGAUUGAGGAGAUCGCUUCGCAGCUAAUACAGCCUUAUACUCGCAACGAGCAGGAGUGGCUAAGAAAGGCAUGCCUAUCGAGAGAUAAUUAUAGCCGCGUGCUCACCAAGUUGCCUGACGAGAAUUCCCAGUUAGAGAUUGCAGGUGAGAUCGUAACAUCUACCGAAUGCGCGCAUAUUAUCCUCUUUUCAAUGGGGACUUGGCGUUCUGACUCAGAAUAUUAUUUAAAAUCCCAAAUUUGGGUGACGUUGGACAGAUACUUCCCGUCGUUGCAUAGGUUUGGAUCUACCUAACACUUUAUUAAUGAUCCGCGGAAUGCCAUGACCAUGGACAAAUCGUUGCAUACCCUUUUUAGCAAGUUUGCAAUU
Messenger RNA from Paecilomyces variotii, 1018 nucleotides. RefSeq lists its product as hypothetical. Bases 410 to 943 code for a protein of 177 amino acids. The transcript has a single exon. The record is from RefSeq and is a predicted model, not a curated record. Lineage: Eukaryota; Fungi; Ascomycota; Eurotiomycetes; Eurotiales; Thermoascaceae.